UGCAACAACGUAGCACAAUAUUCGCCAUAUCAAUCUCUGCUCUCUCUUUCUCUCUGCAUCUGAUUCCAAAACUGUGUAAACCCAGAAGCAGAAAAAACAAUGGCAGAUAAGCCAAGUCGAUCCCUGGUCUUAUUUGGUGAUGGGUUAGCUCGUUUCAUGGAUUCAUCGCACUCCCACUUUCACUCUCUCGCUUCUCUCUCUUCAUGCGGGUUCUUGAGUCUCCCCAAUUCUCCGCCCUCAGAAAGCGAGGAUGAGAGGACAGUUAGAGAAUUUGCUGUGCUGCUGGAUGCAUGCCACACUUAUUCAAAUAUGAAGGGGCAAAUCGGUGAUGGUGAUAGCCAAGAGGAUCGACCAAAAGAAACCUUGUCUGAUAGGUUUAUGGGAAUGAAGGCUGCUAUUUUGACCAACAAUUCAAGCUUGAAGUCUUUUAGUGCCAAACUGGGAUUCAGUGUUCUUCAAUUUGAUGAGUUAGUGGAAGGUCAUUCUACUGAGUUGCAACAUAAUGUUGUAGCCCUUGAGCUCCUCAAGUUGCUUGGCUUUCAAGAAGGGAAGGUGCUGGACAGUAACCACUUUGAUCUUGUUUUCUUUCACAUUGGAGCUGGUGAACAAAAAGUGGUUGCUGCUGAUGUGGAGUAUAUGGAUGCCUUGGUUGGAGGGAUAAUGAGUCAAGCACAACUGGGUUCUGACAUCAGUUCACGUCUGCACUUGUCUGUUGUCAUGAGCUAUGGCAAUGUCUUGGAUGGUGAUGAUUCUAAGUUUUCAGUGUUAAAGAGGGUAGAUGAAAAAAAGACCCAUCUUUCACUGCUCUAUCCUCUACAAAGUUAUGCUAUGAAGGGAGGAAUUCCUCGAAAGGAUGUAAGGCAUUAUUCUCCCAUGUUAAUUGCUCAAUGGCAAUAUGCUGUGACACGCAAGGAUAAUGCUGAGAGAUUUUCUUUUGAAGAUUUUAUGGAGCAUGGUGGAAACCUUACAAUACCGGCAGAUAGGUUCUUGCAUGAGAUUGCCUUUAAGCUUUGGAAAGCUCCCAAGUAUGGAGCCUAAUUUACUUUUUUUUUCAAUCUUUUUCUGUCUCUUGCGCUAGCAGCAGAACAAUAUAAAAAAUGCUGAUUAACAUGUUUAUGUCGUACUUUAAACUCUGUUCCGACAUCUAAUAAGUAAUGUUUCUUAUAAACAAAUAUCAGAAAUUUGUAUUUGGUAUUUUGUUCAUUUUAUAGAAUCUCUCUUUAAAUGCUUUA
Molecule: messenger RNA, 1232 nt
Organism: Cajanus cajan (pigeon pea)
Lineage: Eukaryota; Viridiplantae; Streptophyta; Magnoliopsida; Fabales; Fabaceae
Product: rhomboid family protein
Source: RefSeq, a predicted model, not a curated record